AAUUGAUAUAACAAGUAUCAUUGAAAAAUAUUUUUUUAUUUCUAUUUAAAAUAAAUAAAAACCACAAUUGAUAAUUGUUUCAAAUAAAUAAAAUUUUUCAUACUUUUAAAAUAUAAAUUUAAUUUUUUAUUUAAUUAAACAUAAAUUAUUAUCUAUUAUUAUCGCAAACACUUUUACAUUGAAAAGUACUAAAUUUACUCAACGUGUUGAUCGUUCGUUACCCCCCUACGUAUAAACAUCACCAGCAUAUUAUUUUCGGACGAUGAAAUCGGAAAAUCCAACGAGAACAAAGACUUCUAUUCCUUUUCUUACCAAGUUUUAUCUAAAUUAAAAGUUUGUUAUUCUCAAAUAUUGAGAAAAGAAAAUUUCGCGAAAUUUAAUUAACAGGAAUAUUUAUUUUCAUUGAUAAUUAGUUUAAUUUGUAUUCUUCUGUUAAAAAAACAAUUCAUUUGAGCGUAACGAGACGUCCAAAGUAUUAGCAUAAACAAUAAAUAAUACAAAAACAGUUUAUUGUAAGUAUAUACUCGGAGUAAAAAAAAAACACAGUACGGUGAAAAUAUUUAUGAUUACUCAGAAGACUUGCAAGAGUAAAUAAAGAUUGUAGCGCUUAAAUCUCGUAUUCGCGUGCCGGUUCAGCUGGCGAACACUUCGUAACCAGCCAACUGUUUAUUUCUUAUUAUUAUUAUUAUUAUCAUAACCAUCACUUUAAAUUCAGUAAUUAAUAAUAUUGUGACUUUGUUUCAUAAUGAAGAAAAAAAUACAUUGCCGUUUAAAAUAAUUGUUAAUUAUUUUAAUAAUUAAUUAAAUAAAUCAUAAAUUUAUUAUUUUACUGGUUAGUGAAAUCUUCUUCGAAGAUAAAAAUAACAAAUAAUUGUCCGGUGAAUAGAUAAAUGACAAUGUGCAAUAAAAGUAUUUGAAAAAUUGUAGUUUGUUCAAAAGAUCGACAGAUUUAAAUUGCGAGUAUUUAAUUGCAACAUAACUAAAAAGUAAUCAUGGCACAUGUACCUGAGGAUCCGGAAAAAUUAAAAAAGAAAAAGAAGAAGAAAGAUGGUGAUGAUGAUGAUCAUCAUCAUACUGAUGAAGAGAUGGAUUAUAUUGCUGAUGAAACACCGCCACCACCUGAUGGAGGAUGGGGUUGGGCUGUAGUUUUUGCUUCUUUUAUGAUUCACAUUGUUACUGAUGGAGUGACUUAUUCUUUUGGAGUUUUCUACGUUGAAUUUCUUUCUUACUUCAACGAAGGAAAAGGCACAACAGCAUGGAUUGCUUCUAUUCUUGUUGGAAUAACUUUAUGUUCUGGGCCGAUAUCAAGUGCGCUUGUAAACAAAUACGGCUGUCGAGCUGUAACAAUCGUAGGUGCAAUUUUAUCAAGUGCCUGUUUACUUAUGAGUGUAUGGGCACCAAAUGUUGUGACUCUUUAUUUUACAAUAGGCAUAGGAACAGGCUUAGGAUUUGGAUUAAUUUAUCUUCCGGCCAUAGUAUGUGUAACAAUAUAUUUUGAAAAACUUCGAUCUCUUGCGACUGGUAUAGCAGUAUGUGGUUCCGGCUUAGGAACCCUUAUUUUUUCUCCAUUCAUUGAAUUUCUUAUUACAACAUAUGGAUGGAGAGGAGCAAUGUUAAUAAUAUCCGCACUAGUUCUUAAUUGUAUUAUAUUCGGAAUUUUAUUUCGACCAAUUGAACUUACACGACGACCUAAAAAUAUACAAAUGAAGGAAAUAAAAUUAUCAUCAACAAACCCUAAAGUGUCUAAUUUAAAUAGCAUAUCAAAUGGUUUAAAUAGACCCCACAGUACCCACAAUAUAAGUACAACGUAUCAUUUUGUUACGGAUAAUAAUGAUAAUAUAAAUAAUUUAAGAAAAAUAACAAUGAGUCAACCUAUUCUUACAAAGGAAAUUUCUCAUAAUUUAAAUCAUCCAGAUCGCAAUGAACAAAAUCCUAAAUCACUCGGUAGCGGUAUGAUGAAUAAAAGUGAUAUAUUUUAUCAAGGGAGUGUUGAAAAUGUUCGUAAACGAUCUGCAUCUGUUGGAAAUAAUGAGACUCAUCCAGCAGUUCGUGGAUCUGUUAUGAGUUUACCUAAUGGAGCAGAAUAUAAAUCAAGUGAAAGAGUAGAAUGUGCUCCCUAUGUAGGAAAAUCAUUUGGGAUAUUGCGACAAAUGCUCCAGUUAUCAUUAUUAAAAGAUCCAGUAUUUCUUAUAUUUGUUAUAUCAAAUUUCUGCACAAGUAUAGGUUUUAAUAUACCUUAUGUUUACUUAAUCCCACAAGCUGAGUCACGAUCAAUCUCUCGAGAAACUGCCAGUUAUUUACUUUCAACGAUUGGCAUUGCAAAUACUGUUGGUCGUAUCAUUCUUGGCUAUGUCUCAGAUAAACCCUGGGUUAAUCGUCUUUUGAUCUACAACCUUUGUUUAACUAUAUGUGGACUAGCAACAGUAUUAAGUGUAUACUGUGAUUCUUUUAUUUCAUUCGUAAUUUAUACAAGUGUUUAUGGAUUUACUGUUGGAGCAUAUGUAGGACUUACAUCUGUGAUUUUAGUCGAUUUAUUAGGCUUAGAACGCCUGACCAAUGCAUUUGGUUUAGUUUUAUUGUUUCAAGGAGUUGCAUCACUCUUAGGGCCACCGAUGGCAGGUUGGCUCUAUGAUGCUUUAAAGUCUUACGAUCCUGGAUUUUUUCUUGGCGGUGCAAUGAUUACUAUCAGUGGUCUGAUAUUAUUCUUGAUACCACCCUUGCAAAGAUAUAUAAAACAGAAAGAAGAAACAUUUAAAGUAGUUAAUGUUACAGCAUAGUUAGAUAAUUUAUGAUUUAAUAUUUUUUUAACUAUACCAAAUACAAGCAAAAGAAAUAGGAUUAUUUUUAUAGAAAACUACCAUAAUAUAUCUUAUGUUGUCGAGUAACGUCAAAAAAAUACCAUUGGCUCAAAAGUUUAUGUACAUGUACACAUGUAGGUUUCAUGUCAUAUAGAUUGCGCUCACAAUUCUUAAUUAACCCGUGGUAAUUAAAUAUCGUGCACUUAUUCUUUGAGGCACUUCCGUAAUCGAGUUUAAAAAUACUGGUUUGUUAUGCAGUUAGUUUUAAUUUUUUUUUCAAUAAUUCAAAAUCUUUGAAAAUUAAAAAAAAUUUACUUCUACAAUUUUCUUAUUUCUUAUUUCUAAUAAGUAUAUAACGUAUAUUAUAAAAUGUGAAUUAAUAUAUACUUAUAUAUUUUUAUUAUUUGACAAUCAGAAUAAUUGAAAUAUCAGAAUGAAUUUUGUGAGAUCACAUUUAAACUCUUAUAAUUGUUUUAAAAAAUUUAAAAGGAUUAAAAUGUAAUUUUACUA
Molecule: messenger RNA, 3308 nt
Organism: Microplitis demolitor
Lineage: Eukaryota; Metazoa; Arthropoda; Insecta; Hymenoptera; Braconidae
Gene: Mct1
Product: monocarboxylate transporter 12
Exons: 10
Coding region: 993-2777 (594 amino acids)
Biological process (GO): transmembrane transport; monocarboxylic acid transport
Molecular function (GO): monocarboxylic acid transmembrane transporter activity
Source: RefSeq, a predicted model, not a curated record